AUGCUCGCGUCCGCCGACGAAGCUUUUCUUGACCAUGUGAAAAAAGGUGCCGGCGAACAUGUUGGUGGAACCCCUGUUGACCUUGUGAUGAAGGACGUUUACCCCGUCAUUGUCCAACAAGGUCUGGGAGGACUCUUCAACAGAAUCGUCUACAAGAUUAAAGGUCUGCUGUACUUCCGCCAGGCCGACGCGGUUUCGGAUGUUAUUAUGGCGGAGCUGGAACACUACCUCUUUGGUGCCAAAGGCGCGAACCAGGCAUCCUUCAAAGUGUUGCGAAGGGAGUACGAGAAAUACAUGCGCGAGUUCUUCACCGAGACUCCGGAAGAACCGAUGGACGCGAUUACGUCUGGUGUGUGGAAGACACUCCUCCGACUCUUCACGGAGCACCUGCAGGAAUCUCUCCGCGGCAGCCCGAAGAGCCAGCUGAUGGCUGAUCUGCUCUUCGACGAGAACCUCGCGCUGAUCAAGCAAUGGACCGAUAACGAUCACCUCCAGAUCAUGCAACUCUCCUCCCACGAUGCUCGCAUGGAGGGGCUGGAGCGCCUGCGGGAACAGAAGAAGAAGAAGUCAGUGCUCGCGCGAAAGAACUAA
This is a messenger RNA of Neospora caninum, 591 nucleotides long. RefSeq lists its product as hypothetical. The record is from RefSeq and is a predicted model, not a curated record. The transcript has 2 exons. The coding region runs from base 1 to 591 and encodes 196 amino acids. NCBI's taxonomy places the organism in Eukaryota, Apicomplexa, Conoidasida, Eucoccidiorida, Sarcocystidae.